Caenorhabditis remanei is the source of this 558-nucleotide messenger RNA. RefSeq lists its product as uncharacterized. The coding region runs from base 1 to 558 and encodes 185 amino acids. NCBI's taxonomy places the organism in Eukaryota, Metazoa, Nematoda, Chromadorea, Rhabditida, Rhabditidae. The record is from RefSeq and is a predicted model, not a curated record. The transcript is spliced from 2 exons.
AUGCAAGCUUGGCUUUCGGUAUGCGAGGGUUGGAAGGCCGGACACGGUGACUGGAUAAUCGAGCUUUUGCAAGAUCAACGCCAUGUGCCUGAACGACAAGCAUCUGAAUCCGGGGCGGACGGAAUUUUCAUCCCUUCUUUGGGUGUGCCAGAACGACCAACAUCCAAGUCCGUAGCUGAUUCGACUGGCCGAGGGGUAUCCGGGCGAGGUGUACCGUCGAAGGCCAAAGAAUUAGCAUUUCGAGGGGAACCACUAUCGGAGAUUAUCCCGGGACCAGAUGACUUUAGUCCAAUCCUUAUAUUGGAUGCGCCUGAUCGACUAGCGUCCAAAGUUGGGACUUCCCGCUUAGCGCCAUCUCCAGAUGUGCCUGAACGACAAGCAUCUGAAUCCGGGGCGGACGGAAUCUUCAUCCCUCCUUUGGAUGUGCCAGAACGACCAACAUCCAAGUCCGGAAAGUUCGAAUCUGCUUUAUUCAACAUUUCGCUAAGACCCUGUACUUUGACUUUCGCUAAUCUCUUUCCUUCAUCGCCGUUCUUCAACGAAUGGUUAACCCAUUGA